AUGACCAAGCACGCUCUCGCCCUGGCCGCGGGCCUCGUGGCGGGCGUCAACGCCUUCUGGCGGAUGGAAUGUCCUGGCCGUGUUGGCCUUGCGCGGAUCGACCCCAUCGUGAAUCCGAACGACGUUUCGGGGCACGUUCACACCAUUCAUGGAUCCUCUGGCUUCUCCGCGACGUCGAGCACGGCGGACCUGGUCGCUGGUGAUUGCACAUCGUGUCGCGUCACCCAGGACAAAUCGUCGUACUGGCACCCUGCGCUCUACUUCCAGGAUGCCGCUACUGGCCAGUUCGAGCUCGUUGAGCAGGUUGGAGGCAUGCUUGCCUACUAUCUCCUCAACGGCCAAAACAUUACUGCCUUCCCGUCGGGGUUCCAAAUGAUCUCCGGUGACAACAUGCGGCGCAACUACACCGUCGGCGAUCCUUCCAAACCAGACCCUGGCAAGUCGCAAUGGCAGGCGUUAGGCCAAACCACCCAGGACGCCCUGUCCCAACGUGCUGUUGGCUUCAACUGUCUCAAUUACGCCGGGACCCCAGAGGCAACUCUCUUCCGCCACUUCCUGCCUGACAAGUCGUACCUUGACGCCAACUGCAUGAACGGCAUCCGUCUCGAGCUCAUGUUCCCCUCCUGCUGGAAGGGAGGAAACGCGCUCGACAGCCCCAACCACAAGGACCACGUCGCCUUCCCUGACCUGGUGAUCGAUGGCACGUGCCCUCCGGGAUUUCCCGUCCGUCUGCCGAGUCUUUUGUUUGAGGUGAUCUGGAAUACCUAUGCAUUCAAGAACAGGAAUGGCAAGUUCGUCUUUUCCAACACCGACACCACCGGUUUUGGCUAUCACGGAGACUUCCUCACCGGCUGGGACCCUGGAUUCCUCCAGAAGGCCAUCGAUACGUGCACCAACCCGUCCGGAAGAAUUGAGGAUUGCAAAGUGUUCAACGUCGUCGACCAGGGCACGGCCACGAGCUGCAAGAUGAAGGCGCCUCUCCCUCAAUCGCUGGCCGACGAAAAUGUCAAGGGCCCCAUGAAUAAGCUUCCGGGAGGCAUGACGGGCAAGAGCCCGGGACCCGUGGCCAACAUAGGACAACAGAAGGACGCCAACGCAGCUUCGCCGGCGGCAGCUACUCCAGCUCCAGCAGGCCAGACUCCAGCAGCAGGUCAAGCUCCAGCAGGUCAAGCUCCAGGUCAGGCUCCAGCAGGUCAAGCUCCAGGUCAGGCUCCAGCAGGUCAAGCUCCAGGUCAGGCUCCAGCAGGUCAAGCUCCAGGUCAGGCUCCAGCAGGUCAAGCUCCAGGUCAGGCUCCAGCAGGUCAAGCUCCAGGUCAGGCUCCAGCAGGUCAAGCUCCAGAUCAGGCUCCAGCAGAUCAAGCUCCAGCAGGUCAAGCUCCAGGCCAGGCUCCAGGCCAGGCUCCAGCAGGUCAAGCUCCAGGUCAGGCUCCAGCAGGUCAGGCUCCAGCAGGUCAAGCUCCAGGCCAGGCUCCAGCAGGCCAUCCAGACCCUGCAAAAAAAUCUCCCGCUUCACCUGAAUUAGCCGUAGAGCCAUCUGCAAAUAUGUUCUCGGAUGCUCUAGCGCGUCUAGGCGGCCAAAUCUUCAAGCAGCUGUCCUGGUUAUCACCAGACGAGGUGAUAAAGAAGCAAGAGGAAGAGAAGAAGGAGGAAGAUAAGAAAAAGGAAGAAAAGCCAGCGGACGAGGAGUCAGCGGACGAGGAGCCGGCGGACGAGGAGCCAGCGGAAGAACAGGAAGCCCCUCCAGCACCCAAACCCACGCCGCCACCAAAAGAGAAGCCGGCCGAUGGCAAGGAAAUCCUAAGCACUCAGUAUGUCACUAAUGGCAGUGUUGUCAACAAGAUUCUUUGGGUGGAGUCGUCCGUCACCAUCACUCAAGACGUGACGACAACCGUUACACCCAGCCCUGCUGCUCACCGACGACGGCGGCGCGAUGGCCAUCUGCACGCCCACAAGCACGGAAAGCGGUUUCGUCGUUGA
Drechmeria coniospora is the source of this 1977-nucleotide messenger RNA. RefSeq lists its product as uncharacterized. NCBI's taxonomy places the organism in Eukaryota, Fungi, Ascomycota, Sordariomycetes, Hypocreales, Ophiocordycipitaceae. The transcript is spliced from 4 exons. Bases 1 to 1977 code for a protein of 658 amino acids. The record is from RefSeq and is a predicted model, not a curated record.